Molecule: messenger RNA, 1425 nt
Organism: Phialemonium atrogriseum
Lineage: Eukaryota; Fungi; Ascomycota; Sordariomycetes; Cephalothecales; Cephalothecaceae
Product: GroES-like protein
Exons: 5
Coding region: 164-1234 (356 amino acids)
Molecular function (GO): oxidoreductase activity; zinc ion binding
Source: RefSeq, a predicted model, not a curated record
GUCUCCAACAAAAGGAAAAGAAACUUCCGAGUCCCUGCCACAGAAAAGUCAAUGCAUUUUGUAGAGAAAAAGCCCAUGAUUUUUCUGCGAACCCUGGUGUUCAUUUUCAACGAGUAGAAACAACCACAACCAAGAGAACUAACCCAAACCCCCAUCUACAGCAAUGAAAGCGAUAGUAUUCCACGGACCCGGUGACGUCAGGCUAGAAGAGCGGCAAAAACCAGUCUUGAAAGAUGAGACGGAUGCGAUUGUCAAAGUUGAGACGGCGGGGUUAUGCGGCAGCGAACUGCACAUGUAUCGCGGCCACCAGGAGACCAAGCCUGGCCAUAUAAUGGGCCACGAAUUCAUCGGCAUCGUCGAAUCCGUCGGUCCCAAAGUCAAGACCUUCAAGCCCGGUGACAAAGUCGUCUCCGUCUUCGCUGCAGUCUGUCAAACAUGCUGGUUCUGCCAGCACGGCCUCGGCAACCGAUGCUCCAACUCUCUCGCCUUCGGCACGCAGCAACUCGACGGCGGCCAAGCCGAGUAUGUGCGCGUCCCCUUUGCCGACGGCACGCUGCACCACAAGCCCGCCGGACUAGACGACUCGCUGCUGAUCAUGAUGUGCGACAUCUUCCCGACGGGGUACUACGGCGCCGCGCGGGCGACCAGCUUCCUCAGCCAGCCUCUGCUCCCGGGGACCACCAUCGGGACGCGGGACCUCGCCUCGGCCGUCUUCGUGGUCCUGGGCUGCGGGCCCGUGGGCCUGUGCGCUCUGCUGACAGCCAAGACCCAAGGGGCCGGGACCGUGUUUGCCGUGGACGCGGUGGACGAUCGGCUAGAGCAGGCGAGUGACAUGGGCGGGAUACCGCUGAAGCUUGGCCGGGACGAUGUGGUACAGGUUGUGAGGGAGGCGACAGGGGGAAGGGGCGCCGACGCGGUGGUCGAGGUGGUGGGGAACAAGGCGGCGCUAAGGUCGGCGUUCGAGCUGGUCAGAGUGUGCGGGGUUAUUUCGUCGCUGGGCUUUCAUCAUGGGGAGGUGCCGUUUACGGCGAAUGAGGCGUAUCAGAAGAAUGUCACGGUUAGCUUUGGGAGAGCAGCGAUCAGUUCCCUAUUUGACGAGGCGCUGGAGUGUCUUGAUAAGAAUAGGAAGCAUGUGGCAACAAUUGUGUCGCAUGAAAUGCCGCUGGACAAGGCGUGCCACGGGUAUGAGAUCUUCGAGAAGUAUCAGGCGAGAAAAGUGGUUUUUAAGCCUUGAUUGAUGAUGUUGACUUGAGGAAGGGGAAAUAAAUACAAAGAUAAGCUAAUGCAUGGACAUGGUGUGACUGGACGAUCAUGUGGGGUAUCCUUGUCUGUCGGUUACGAUGAUGUAAUUAUCUCGUGAGGGGAGAGAUUUUGGAAUAUAUAGUUAAGGGAACGCUUGUUCUGACCAUACGGAGUAGUUAGAGC